AUGACACAUUUUCGAAUCGUCAAACAAGUAAAUUACACCCACCGAACUCGAUCAAUUUACAAAUUUAUUUUGAAAAUAUCUACAAAUCGACCGAAAAUUUUCGAUAUUUACAACAUUUAUCGAAACCAGGCGGAGAUGACGAACCAAACUUCGCCAGUUGAGGAGCAGGAGAAGCUUCUUGAAGAAGCUUUGAAUGUUGUUAAAGUACAGGCAUUUCAAAUGAAAAGAUGCUUGGACAAAUCAAAGCUGAUGGAUGCAUUGAAGCAUGCUUCUACAAUGUUAGGAGAGUUACGGACUUCUCUGCUGUCACCUAAAAGCUACUAUGAACUGUACAUGGCUAUAACCGACGAGCUGCGUCACCUCGAACUAUACUUGCUUGAAGAGUUCCAGAAGGGACGUAAAGUCGCCGAUCUGUAUGAACUUGUUCAAUAUGCUGGCAAUAUUGUACCCCGACUAUAUCUGUUGAUCACUGUAGGCCUGGUGUAUAUAAAGACUAGCACUAAUUUGAGGAGAGAUCUGUUGAAGGAUCUUGUAGAGAUGUGCCGUGGAGUCCAACAUCCGCUGCGUGGCCUUUUCCUAAGGAACUACUUGCUACAGUGCACCAGGAAUAUAUUACCUGACACCAUUGAGGCAGCUAAUGAAAAUGAAGGCACUGUUCGCGACGCAAUAGAUUUUGUGCUAAUGAACUUCGCUGAAAUGAACAAGCUGUGGGUGCGAAUGCAGCAUCAAGGCCAUUCAAGGGAUAAAGAACGCCGCGAACGCGAACGUUCCGAACUACGUAUCCUCGUUGGCACCAAUCUAGUGAGAUUGUCUCAACUAGAGUCCGUUGGGGUUGAAGACUAUAGGCGACUAGUGCUACCGGGGAUACUGGAGCAAGUAGUCAGCUGUAGAGACGCGAUAGCACAGGAGUAUCUCAUGGAGUGUAUUAUACAGGUAUUCCCCGACGAGUUCCACUUGGCGAAUCUCCAACCGUUCCUCAAGUCAUGUGCUGAAUUACAACCAGGAGUGAAUAUAAAGAACAUCAUCAUUGCUCUUAUUGAACGCUUAGCUGCUUAUAGUCAGAGAAAUGAAGGUAACAUAAAUCUAAGCGUGGUUUUAGAAGAUGGAAAAGAACAAGAGGUGCAAUUGUUUGAAGUAUUCUCUGACCAAGUGGCCGCCAUUACACAGAGUCGCACAGACAUGCCGCCAGAAGACAUGCUGUCAUUGCAAUUAGCCUUGCUGAAAUUGGCUCAGCGCUGUCAUCCGGACAAACUGAGCUAUGUGGACCGAGUGCUGGCUCAUACUGACCGGAUUUGUGCUGAUAUUCAGCAGAGUAGCGGAAAAACCCACAUAGAACACAACACACCAGUAUUCAAAGAGCUGAUGAAGAUCCUCAAGCUCCCAGCGGACCACUAUAAGAAUAUUCUUACCCUCAUCAAGUUGCAGAACUACGGUCCGUUGAUAAAUAGAUUGAACCAACCGGGCAGGCUGAUGAUUGCCGUGCAUUUAGUGUCUGAUGUAUUGGAGAGUGAUACAACUGUGUCUAGUCCGGAGGAUGUGGAUGCAGUAUUAACUAUGGUGGAUGUGUUGGUGAAAGACCAACCUGAUCAACCGGAAGAGUGCGACGCUGAAGAUUUCAUGGAGGAACAAGGGCUAUUAGCCAGAUUAAUACAUCACUUCAAGUCAGAUUCAGCGGACCAACAGUACCAAAUACUAAGUGCGGCAAGAAAAGCAUUACAAGGCGGUGGAGCGAAACGCAUACAACACACGUUCCCACCGAUUGUGUUUCACGCGUAUCGACUCGCUUUCGUGUAUAAGGACCUUAAGGAUCAGGAUGAAAUGUGGGAAAAGAAAUGUCAGAAAAUAUUCCAGUUCUGCCAUCAGACCAUCAGUAUGCUGGUGAAAGCUGAACUCGCUGAAUUACCUCUUAGAUUAUACCUGCAAGGCGCGCUAGCAAUAAGCGAGAUUGGUUUCGCGAAUCACGAAACGAUAGCUUACGAAUAUCUCUCGCAAGCCUUCUCACUGUAUGAGGAUGAGAUAUCGGAUAGUAAAGCGCAAUUGGCAGCCAUCACUCUGAUUAUAGCCACGUUUGAGCAGAUUAACUGUUUUGGCGCCGAAAAUGCUGAACCAAUGCGCACGGGUUGCGCUCUCGCGGCAAGCAAGUUGCUCAAGAAACCGGAUCAGAGUAGAGCCGUGGCGUUGUGUGCACAUCUCUUCUGGAAGGGAGCUAAGGAUGGGAAACAGUGGCCACUAAACGAAGCGACCCGAGCGUUAGACUGCCUCAAGAAAGCGGCCAGAGUUGCACAGCAAUGUAUGGACGGCGGUGUGCAAGCGCAGCUAUUGGCUGAACUACUGGGCAGAUAUGCCCUGCUACGGGAGAGGGGCAAUGAGGCACUCACCACUAAUCUUAUUGAGGCAAUAAUACAGAAAAUCCGCGAAGAGCUAGCGAACCUGGACCAAUCGGAGGAAGUGGAACAGAUAACAAAACACUUCCACAACACACUACAGCAUCUCAAGAACAGAAUGGAGUGCCCAGACCCGGACGGGCUCGGGUAUGAGGGGCUAGUGUUGUCGUAAGAAAAACAUUAAUAAAAAAUAGCGUGUAUGCCGAGCACACGUGUCAGAAGUGAAACUUUUAUGGCAAGAUUCAAAGAUACAUAAAUCGUCGCCUUACAUGACCUGACGGCAUUGCCAUGAAGAAGUUUCACUUCAAAAAAAUGUUAUCUAUGGUAUUUUUUAUAAAGCAUAGGGAGAGAAGCGAUUGUGCGAUUUUUUUCUGGAUAU
Colias croceus (clouded yellow) is the source of this 2763-nucleotide messenger RNA. RefSeq names its product vacuolar protein sorting-associated protein 35 (gene Vps35). Gene Ontology annotation, biological process: intracellular protein transport; retrograde transport, endosome to Golgi. NCBI's taxonomy places the organism in Eukaryota, Metazoa, Arthropoda, Insecta, Lepidoptera, Pieridae. The record is from RefSeq and is a predicted model, not a curated record. The transcript has 19 exons. Bases 1 to 2556 code for a protein of 851 amino acids. Gene Ontology annotation, cellular component: retromer, cargo-selective complex; retromer complex; late endosome.